Messenger RNA from Owenia fusiformis, 1973 nucleotides. NCBI's taxonomy places the organism in Eukaryota, Metazoa, Annelida, Polychaeta, Sabellida, Oweniidae. The record is from the annotation of a GenBank genome assembly.
CAGACAGUGAUUGUUUCCAUGACAGCUGUUGGAAACAAACGAUUGUAUUCCAUAAACAAAGAUUUGAAAUAAGAAACAAAUUAGAACAACCUGGGAUGAAGAAUUUAUUUUUUCAUCUCGGAAAACAAUUGAAAGAAAAAUUGAGCCAGGACAAUGAAAUUAAUAACAAUACGACAAUGGGGUCACCAUACAUCGAGCUGAACAAUAAUCUCUGAAUCUACAAGGAUGAAAGUCAAUAGCGAUCAGAUGCUCGUGGUCAUUCUGGUCUGCUUUGUUUUGGAACAUUGUUAUGGGUUCAGAAAAUGGUCGGCAUGGCAGCCAUGGACGCCAACAUGUGCCCGCAAUUGUAAUGAGAAAAAUGGAAUUCAAGAAAGAUACAGACAGUGUCUCCAUUGCGUCAAAGACGAUUGUGAACCUAAAGAAUAUUCAGUUUGUGGUAAUGAAUUUAAAGGAACGAAACAAUGCUACAUUGCUGCAGAGUGUGACGGACCAGGUGAGUUUACAGGCAUGUGGUCUCCAUGGCAACAAGUUGGUACAUGCACAAGAUCAGAUGGCUAUUGCAUUCCUGAAGGCAAUGUCCAACAUAUCCGUGAAUGCCAACAAGGCAAAAUGGACAGUUACGCAGAUUUUACUUGCCCAGUGAAGACAUACGCUGAAGCGAGAACCGAAACGUGCAGUGCAUUAUGCGUAAGAGAGGCUCAGGAAGCAGGAUGGGGUGAUUGGAGUGAUUGGUCAUGCCCCGUAACAUGUGGUGGGGGUUCAGGUGUCAGAACAAGGAAAUGCAAAAGAGGUGAAAAUUGCCUGGGACUAAAAAGGCAAAUCAAAAAGAGAUGUAACGACAUACCAUGUAUGGCACCGUUAGACAAAGCUUUAUUGGAUGCAACAAAGGCACAUCUGGCCACUAGUUACCAUAAUUUUGUUGUGGAUGAGAAAAAAUCGGUCGACCUUGAUUGUCGAACUGAUCUAGAUAACCUCUAUGAAGAAAAAUAUCCAAACAUGGCACAGAUUUGGAGCAAGGACGGAAAAGAGCUGAAAAUGAACAAAAAGAAAAUGGAGUACGCCGAAGGAGUUCUCACUUUGAAAAAUAUGGGUAAAGAUGACGGUGGAAUCUAUGGCUGUCAAUUCGAAUACGUACCGGGUAGUACACAAAUUAUCAAUAUUUUCCCAGUGACGAUUAACACAACGCAGUAUCAGAUGCUCGCAAGAUUUGGUUCUUCACUUAAGCUUCCCUGCAAAGGAGCCAUUUUGGGACUGAUGUAUCCUAGAGCUAGACUGAUAUGGUAUCACAAUGGCACCGUGCAUGAAGAUUAUAAAUCAAUUCCACCUCAUAUGGUCAAAAGUAGUGUUGGUCAUGUACGAGGGGAACAUGCUGGUCUUUGGGUCUGUACAAUCACUGAUCAAGCAACCAACAGGACAUGGGUUACAAACAGAAUCAAUGUCAAGGUCAUUCCGCCGCUAACUGCGUGGGAGAGAUUCAUCGCUAACCGCGUUUUAAGUUUUUCUGCCGCAGGAUUUAUUGUGGGAUGUUUUGGGUUGUGUGUUUUGUGUUGCUGUUAUCGGGCCUCGAAGUCACACAUUGAUGCACAAAAAGAUUUUGACAAAAUGAAAAAAGAUAUCGAACCUGAAGUUAAUGGCGAUGGUGAAUAUGAUGAUGAAUUUGAAGGCGACGGUUAUGACAAUGCAAACGAUCAAUUUGUAGAAGGUCAGGAUGCUGACCAAAAUUACGAUAAUGAAUACUAUGGUAACGAAGGUGAUGACUUUAACUACAGAGACGACGGAUAUGCUGAUGGCGAAGAUCAAUAUGGUUAUCAAAAUUAUGCGUAUAAUGGAGCUAACGAAUAUUAAAUCUUUUUUAUUUUAAGACUCUGAUCUUGUUAUUUAAAUUCGCUAAAAUGCUUUGAUGUAUACAUUGUAAUGUAGAAAACAAAACAACAAAAAUAACGUGUAUCUGCAAACUGAUAGUAUCAAUGGAG